GGCCGGAUUAGAGCAGGACCAGGAAGUCAGGAAAGGGACACAAGGGGACGGCGACGUGGCCGCAGCCCCGCGCUGCGUCCGCACCCUGGGGUCAAAGGGGAAUCGGUUCAGAGGGGCCGGGGUACCUGGCGAGGCGAGGCUGGUCACUUGACCUGAAGAAAGCCAGAGAGCUGAGGGCGGGGCCGGGAGUCUGUCGUUGCCCGGGGAGGAUGACAGUCACUGGGGAUCUCGAGUCCCCAACAGCCUCGUUCUCUCUUCCCCUCUCACCCCUACUUUUGGGGCCCCGUUACAGCUCGGACCUAAGGCACAUGCGGAUGACCCGGAGAGUGGAUAAUGUCCAGUUCCUGCCCUUUCUCACCACGGAUGUCAACAACCUGAGCUGGCUGAGUUACGGGACCUUGAAGGGAGACUGGACCCUAAUCGUCGUCAACGCCGUGGGUGCUGUGCUUCAGAGCCUAUACAUCUUGGUGUAUCUGCACUACUGCCCUCGAAAGCAUGCUGUGCUCCUACAGACUGCAGCCCUGCUGGGGGUCCUUCUCCUGGGUUUUGGCUACUUUUGGCUCCUGGUACCCAACGUUGAAGCCAGGCUUCAGCAGCUGGGCCUCUUCUGCAGUGUCUUCACCAUCAGUAUGUACCUCUCACCACUGGCUGACUUGGCCAAAAUCAUUCAGAGUAAAUCGACCCAAAGUCUCUCCUUCUCGCUCACCAUUGCCACCCUCCUCACCUCUGCCUCCUGGACCCUCUAUGGGUUUCGACUCAGCGAUCCCUACAUCAUGGUGCCCAACCUUCCAGGAAUCCUAACCAGCCUCAUUCGCCUCUGGCUUUUCUGGAAGUACCCCCAGGAACAAGACAGGAAUUACCAGCUCCUGCAAACCUGAGGCAGUUCACCUGACCGCGCGGGGCGCCUUAAUGCCAAUCUGUUGCCAAAGAGAACUUUUGUUUCAGCUGUUCCUGCUGACCAGUUCCACAGGUGCCAUGGGUUAGGGGCCAGAACAAGAGACAACUUCGAAUUGAGAGACCAAAGAAAGGGCUUUACUUAGAAGACUGGGUGGGGCCUGGGAGAGGAAACACUUAUUUUUCAGAGAUUAUAUUUUUUUAAUUUUGGGAGUUGGGGGUGAAAUCUUUACAAUGUGCCUUAAAAUAAACUGUUCCCUACCCCUGCCCAUCAGGGCUCUUCAGUGGUUCUCCACCUGCCUGGUUUGGUGAAGGGUAGAGGUGCACUGCCUGAUCCGCAAUUAUUCUGGGGCUGGCUGGGUUGACUCAGAAGAGGAGGAGCGACCUAGGGGUGACCUAGGAAGGCCUUAAAAAGAACAGAGCUUGGAUGUUGUGAGAAAGAACGUUCGUUAAGCUUCAAGUACGUCCUGACAAGGUUAAAAGGACCAGAAAUGUAAAACAAACAAACAAACAAAAAAAA
This is a messenger RNA of Hipposideros armiger (great roundleaf bat), 1414 nucleotides long. It is a transcript of the gene SLC50A1, whose product is annotated as solute carrier family 50 member 1. NCBI's taxonomy places the organism in Eukaryota, Metazoa, Chordata, Mammalia, Chiroptera, Hipposideridae. Bases 210 to 878 code for a protein of 222 amino acids. The transcript has 5 exons. Gene Ontology annotation, biological process: carbohydrate transport. Gene Ontology annotation, molecular function: sugar transmembrane transporter activity. Gene Ontology annotation, cellular component: membrane. The record is from RefSeq and is a predicted model, not a curated record.